Messenger RNA from Helianthus annuus (common sunflower), 1714 nucleotides. RefSeq names its product protein EXPRESSION OF TERPENOIDS 1. The coding region runs from base 495 to 1436 and encodes 313 amino acids. Lineage: Eukaryota; Viridiplantae; Streptophyta; Magnoliopsida; Asterales; Asteraceae. Gene Ontology annotation, cellular component: nucleus. Gene Ontology annotation, molecular function: DNA binding; DNA-binding transcription factor activity. Gene Ontology annotation, biological process: positive regulation of DNA-templated transcription. The record is from RefSeq and is a predicted model, not a curated record. The transcript has 2 exons.
AGGUCCUUUAUCUUAUUCACUCCUUUCUUUCAUAUUUCUCUCACUCUCGUGUCUCUAUAUGUGUGUGUGAGAGAGAGAGAGAGAGAGAAAGAGUGAGAUAUAGAGAGAGAGAUAUAUUAGAUCCCCAAAACAAGCAGCAGCAACAGCAACAGCAGAGCCUAUCCAUUAAAGAAUUUAAAGAAAGCAAGAAACAGAAGCAGCAGCACCACCAGAGAAAGAAAGAAAGAGGUUGCUUUAAUGUCCAUGGCGGCUUGGCAGACCUGUAAUUUUUGGCUUCUUUAAUGCUCACGUACAACAGCCACACACCCUCAUUUUAACACCACAAAAAUACCAUUUCUCUUUAUUAAUAAUAUUAACUAACACAUCUAGAAAUAUUAGGGUUAGAAGGAGAAAGCACACAUAAAUAAACUUUAGGUUUGUAUUUGUUAGGCUAUGGAUUAUUAUUGUGAGUCACAAUUGGAGUGUUGUAAAAAUAUUUGUCACUCACAGACUCUAUGUCCGGCUUAUUCGCGUUAGAAUCCGCCGCACGCUAUAACGAACAAGAAUUCAUCAACACAAGUGUAUCUUCAAAUCCCAACCCUACAGAAUCCGUCAGCUGGUUGUUGUACAGUAAUACAACAACCAGAAACCCUCAUCACCACCGCCCUGCAAAUACCACCACCACUACUACAAAAGAUUUUGAACUAGCUAGUUCUAUGGGUGGUGGUGGUGGUAGUGGGGGUGGGGGUGAUGCGAGGUUUAUUAAUUUCUCAGGUGAAUCCACCUGGGGAUCCGCGGGUAAUUUUAUGAUGAUGGGACUUCAUGGUGGUAGUGGUAGUAGUAGUAGUGGUGGUGUGAGUUGUCAGGAUUGUGGAAACCAAGCCAAGAAAGAUUGUCCUCAUUUUAGGUGUAGGACUUGUUGCAAGAGCAGAGGGUUUCAGUGCCAAACCCACGUGAAAAGCACGUGGGUUCCGGCCGCUAAGCGGAGGGAGCGACAAGAGUACUUAUCCGCCGCACAUCAUCGUCAACUUCAUCCGUCUGUUAAAAGAACAAGAUCUGUGGUUCAAGAUCCUGGAAACCCUAAUUUGGGUAAUAACCCAAAUUCUGCACUUGCUUACAACUCAUCUUCAGGGUUAGAGGUAGGUAACUUCCCAUCAGAAGUGACAACACAAGCAGACUUCAGAUGUGUAAGAGUUAGCUCCAUUGAUGAAACCGAAGACCAAUUUGCAUAUCAAGCAGCAGUAAAUAUUGGUGGACAUUUGUUCAAAGGAAUUCUCUAUGAUCAAGGGCCUGAAGAUCAGUACAUGGGCGGCGACACCUCUUCCGGCGGCAGCGCAGGUAUCCCGGGUAGUUCCACCGCAGCCGCAAAUUUUAUCGGCCAUUCGCUAUACUCAUCUCUUGGCGGCAACGAUUACAUGACCAGUACGCAAUUCUUCCAUCAAAUUUCAAGAGAUUAAAUAAAUCACAUAAUAAACGCCAAUUCGACUUGUUAAUUAGUUUUAUUUCGGCCACUUUGAAGGUUCUAAUUCUGUUUCUGAUAUGGGUGAGGCUAAACGUACCUCCUAUAUGCUUAACGUACCCGAGAAAAAAACUAGGGAGAAAAUGUAACUGAUUUAGUAUGAGAGGAGGUAUGUUAAUGAAAAUAUCAGAUGAGGUACGUUUAACACAACCUUAUGGUACAUAUAUGGAUGCAAGCUUGAAUUUAAGGUCUUAUUUUAUACUUUUUAUCGUUAAA